Arabidopsis thaliana (thale cress) is the source of this 591-nucleotide messenger RNA. Its product is annotated as pliceosome associated protein-like protein. The transcript has a single exon. Bases 1 to 591 code for a protein of 196 amino acids. The record is from RefSeq and is marked reviewed. NCBI's taxonomy places the organism in Eukaryota, Viridiplantae, Streptophyta, Magnoliopsida, Brassicales, Brassicaceae.
AUGACGUUUAGAUUUCCGAUUUCCUUCCUUAAAAAUUUGGAAAUUAGCUAUAUUGACCAAUUUUAUUUCCCUAUAUUUUAUCUCUUACAAAUAAAUGUUAGAUCUCUCUUUUCACAACAACACCCGAAUAUGACCGCUCAUUCAAUCGUCGCACACGUUGAUAGCGUCCUUCCCAAGAAAUCUCGUGAGAUCGACCGUCGCCGCCGCAGACGGAAGCGGAAGAAGAAGAACAAAGCAUCUCAGGCCGAUGUAGAUGCAAUGGACGUGUCAAAAUCUCUGUCAAGCACUCCUACUGGUAUUGAGACACCGGAUGCAAUUGAACUUCGUAAGGAACAGAGAAAGGAACCUGAUAGGGCUCUAUACCAGGUACUUGAAGAAAAGGGAGAGAGUGUUGUUGCUCCUGGAACAUUGCUGAGAACUACACACACAUACGUUAUUAAGACUGGUACUCAGGACAAGACGGGAACCAAAAGGGUUGAUUUGCUGAGAGGGCAAAAGACAGAUAGAGUGGAUUUCAGUUUACAGCCAGAAGAGCUGGAUGCUAUGGGAAAUGUUUUACAGUAUGAGGAGGCAAGAGAAGAGGAGAAAUAG